ACAAAGAAGAAGAGCGUGUGACUUCCUGUGAGUGGCGGAAGUUUUUAAUCGAGGAAUAUAAUCCCGAUUUUCAUGUGCUCGUUUUCUGUUCAUCAGCUGAAUUAUCUUCAUUUGCCAUGUUCUACAGUUUAAACUGACUCCGGGACUUAAAAAGUAGGUGUAAUAUAUAAAAACUGAAAUCAGAUGAAGGAAUAAUAGGACGUUGUAUUUAACUACAGAAUGCCACAUGACAAAACCCGUAACAGCCUUCUGUCUAACUCCUGUCAUUUUUCCCUGGACCGGAGGAGAGCUCUGACCCUCUCACCUGAGAUCAAACGUGACAGCUGCCAGGCUGAAAGUCCUCUUAAGAUCCCCAGGAGAGUAUCCACAGCUGAGGAUGAGCGUGUGGAUACAAAGAUGUCAAAAGAUCGGAAUAAGAGCCACUCCAAGAUCCACUGGACACAGCUGGCCUCAAAUGGUACAUCAAGCGAUCAAGAACAUACCAUAUGGCAGGAAAUCCAAAGGCGCCAGGUCAAGGUGGUUUUAGAAGAUGUCCUUCAGACAGAGAUCGGGCAGAGAUUGCUGAGAUGUGGCCAAAAGACAAACCAAUCAGAGAGCAAAAGGCAGAGUGAUCACACCUCAACAGCUGCACUCCAAGACAAGAGGAGAACCAGUCUAACAAAAAGAGGAGAAACGGACUCUACUGGACCAAAAGCCACUUCACCAUCCCAUAAUCAGACUGAGUCAUCCACUGAAAAUGAAUCAUGUCCACACAAAGAAAUCAAAAAUCCGAAAUCCAAACAACUGAACUCAUCACUGAAACUAUUAGAGUCAUCUGAAGUAUCAGGUAACUCAUGUUCACCCAGAGAAAGUGACUCACCACAGGCUGUUCAGAUUAAUGAACAGCUGCCUAAACAGACCAAACCAUCUACUUCUGAAGAGAAUAAAGUAUUACUUCUUGAAGGAUCUCUGCAGCAUGAGGAAACACCUUCCUCUGGAUGUGAAUCUUUACGCAGCCCCUCUUCAUCGUUAGCAAGGCGGUGUAGUCUGAGAGAUGAAACAUCAGGUAGCGAGCAUCUACCCAAUAAGAAAGAAAGGAGAGAAACACAAGAAUGCCCAAAAUAUGCUUCAGAAGAUACGGAAAAUCACUUGCUCAGGAAUGGAGAGGUGGUGCAGGAAGUGGAUGGAACGAGAGGAAGUGUGUUACGCCUCUCAGUCGGGGUUGAUGGGGAAAUCCAGGUUAAAAGAUUUCGUAUGGACAGCCUUUCUGGUGAACAUGUUCCCACCUCAGACCCCGCCUCUGGGACAACAGAGGGGCGGAGCUACAACACAGAGUCCUCUAAGCUCUCCCCAUCUGAACCUAUUGUUCUGUCCAGUGAAGAGGAAGAGGAACAGGAAGGAGAGGAAAGUAAAGAGGUGGAAGCCUCUUCCCUAAACAUCCAGCCACUGGAGGGUGCAAAAGAUAUGAAUAUAGAAGAUAAAUCGAGUUCAGCUGUGAUAGAGCUACAGCUGUCUUCCCUUCACAUGGGUGGAGUUAGUGCCAAUUGUGAGAGUAUGGAGGUCACUACAGACAAGAUCACCUUUUCAUUAAGAGGUUCUUCAGUGAACAUUUCUAUAUCGACGCCUAAUGUAUGUAAAUACAGUGUAUGGGAUGAGCCUAUAUUGAGUGCGUGUGGCCUGGCUAAGGACAGCGAGGUCCCACCCCCUUCUCUGGUCCUCUUUUGGCUGUCUGAUGACCAGGCACACAGAUUACGCAAUGACCUGUCCGUCAUCCUGCCAGACACAUGUCCAGCUGAAGGCAGUACGUGUGUGUUGCUGUGUUUGGCUGAACCUGUAACUGGUGUUGAGAGUGCGCUCUUGGCCUCUUUAAUGGACAUGGUUCAGAAUCAGAGCAGCUCUGAACUCCUCUCCCCCCUCACACAGUCAGACAGCCUGAAAGUGCUUCAGAGCUCCCAGGAAACACACCUUCUCCAACUUUUGACGCCUGAAACUGAUCCUCAAACCAGCACUGCUGCACAUGCAGCUGUAUCUGCUGUGAAGUCUCAGGAUUCGGAUGUUCAUUUGAAGCCAGUUUACACGCUUUGCCACAGUAGAGCUCAGGGUUCAUACAGUGUUACCUUGGCACCUACACUUGGGGCAGAAUGGACACCAUACCAACACUGUGGUCCGGCACGCAGAUUGAUUCAGUUCCCUCCUCCACCCACGAAAGGAGCCAUCACCGUGACGACAGAGGACCUGGAGUGUUUAGACAGUGGCGAGUUUCUUAAUGAUGUCAUAAUCGACUUCUACCUCAAGUAUCUUCUGGUGCAAAAGGCCCCGCAAGCAUCUGUAGACAGAUCUCAUGUUUUCAGCAGUUUUUUCUAUAAACAGCUCACACGCAGAGACAACGCUAAUGAGGACAGUACAAGCACACCAGCUCAGGUCAGAAGGCAUCAGCGUGUGAGGACAUGGACGCGUCAUGUAGACAUCUUUGACAAAGACUUCCUGUUUGUGCCUGUCAAUCAAGAAGCUCACUGGUACCUCGUGGUGAUCUGUUUUCCUGGGUUAGAAGAGCCACAGUAUGUGAAGAGGGACAGCAGAGACUCUGUGCAGGGUGAUGGAGCUGAAGGUUUGGGUGAGUCUGAGGGUGAGAUCCAUGGAGAGAAUAGAUCCAACAGUGAUGAGGAAAAAGAUGAGAGUUGUAUAAAGUCAAGCACGACUCUUCAUCUUCCCAAGUGUACGGAAAAUACCUGCAAGAGACCUAUUGUGUGUAAAAGACCAUGCAUUCUCAUCAUGGAUUCCCUGAAGUUGUCGGUUCACGAACGUAUCUUCAAACUCUUGCGCGAAUACCUUCAGGUGGAGUGGCAGACAAAAAGAGGUGGUCAUCGUGACUUUAGUGGUGACCACAUGGUAGGUUCCCACUGUACAGUCCCCCUACAGGACAACAGCAGUGACUGUGGCCUUUAUCUGCUACAAUAUGCAGAAAGUUUUUUGCAGGACCCUGUGGUAGACUUUGAAUUGCCAUUGAGAUUGGAGCGCUGGUUUCCACGGCAACAGGUGCGAGGUAAACGGGAGGAGAUUCGAGACAUCAUCCUACACCUGUACAGAUUUCAGCAAGGCUCUCUGGGACAUGAAUCUUUAGAAGAUAGGACAGAUCAUGGAAAUGUCAUUCAGUGAUGUUAAGCUUUUAGGUUCACGUGAUUAUUUUACGCUAGAUAUAUUUAUAUUUUAGCUGAUUUUGAUCCUUUUAUAUUAAUUUUAUGCUUUUGUAUACACUGUUGGAAAAACUUUAGAAAGAAAUAAAUGUUGAUAA
Molecule: messenger RNA, 3271 nt
Organism: Sinocyclocheilus rhinocerous
Lineage: Eukaryota; Metazoa; Chordata; Actinopteri; Cypriniformes; Cyprinidae
Product: sentrin-specific protease 7
Exons: 21
Coding region: 220-3135 (971 amino acids)
Biological process (GO): proteolysis; protein desumoylation
Cellular component (GO): nucleus; cytoplasm
Molecular function (GO): SUMO-specific endopeptidase activity
Source: RefSeq, a predicted model, not a curated record